This is a messenger RNA of Bicyclus anynana (squinting bush brown), 1850 nucleotides long. It is a transcript of the gene Txl, whose product is annotated as thioredoxin-like protein 1. The coding region runs from base 112 to 969 and encodes 285 amino acids. The transcript is spliced from 6 exons. The record is from RefSeq and is a predicted model, not a curated record. Lineage: Eukaryota; Metazoa; Arthropoda; Insecta; Lepidoptera; Nymphalidae.
GUGACAUCUACUUAAUAAUCUGUGGUGACAACCAUUUUGAUUUUUGAAAUUUGAAGUAUCAUUGUUGUCGUUCCUGUUUUGCAUUUUGUUAAUUAUUGUUAAAACUAUACAAUGGGUGCAACAGUGAUCGAAAAUGAAGCUCAUUUCCAAUCGGAAAUGGCUAAUGCCGGCACAAAGUUAGUUGUUGUCGACUUUACAGCGACAUGGUGUCCACCGUGCCAGCGUAUUUCGCCGUUCUUUGAGCAACUACCGGCAAAGUUUCCUCGUGCUGUGUUCCUCAAAGUCGACGUAGAUAGGUGCGCCGAAACAGCCAGUGCUCAAGGAAUAAGUGCUAUGCCCACAUUCAUAUUUUUCAGAAAUAGAACAAGGAUUGACCGGCUACAAGGUGCAGACACUGCAUCCCUAGAGAACAAAGUGCGACAGUAUUAUGGUACUGAAGACUCUGGAGAUGACGACAACUCUGUUGCUGGCCAUAUGGAUCUAACGACAUUCAUCACUAAGAGUGAAUGUGAAUGUCUGAAUGAGGCAGAUGAUCAUCCUCUAGCACAAGCAUUGACCAGCGGAGGAGGCUACCUCGCCAGCGAUUGUGAUGAGCAGCUCAUCAUAAAUUUAUCCUUCAAUCAGCUGGUAAAAAUACACUCUGUGAAAAUCAAGGCUCCUCUUGACAAGGGGCCCAAGUUUGUGAAGCUCUUCAUCAACCAACCAAGAACUCUGGAUUUUGAUCAGGCAUCAGGAAAUGCAUCUAUUCAAGAUUUGGAAUUGACUCCAAGUGACUUGGAAGGGAAUCCUGUUCCCCUGAAGUUUGUCAAAUUCCAGAGUGUUCAAAACAUUCAAUUGUUCAUAAAAGAUAAUCAAUCAGGUGGCGAAGUGACACAAAUCGACCACCUUGUGCUGUACGGCUCACCCAUCUCCACCACAAACAUGGGUGAAUUUAAACGGGUAGCAGGGAAAAGGGGUGAAAGUCACUAGCCCAGACUUUUGCAGUGUUGUCAUUAGUUCCAUUGGAUUCAAAGUGAAAGUGCUAUUUUAUUUGAACAUUGAUUUUUAUAUACAGUGCAACAUGAAAGAGUAGAAGUCAAUAAAAAUAGAACUAAUAAACUCGCUGUGUGGCAACACAUUUACUGUAUUUAUAACAAAGAUCUGUCAUUAUAGAGCAACCAAUUAUUAUUGAUAGUUUUAUCAGAUUAUUUGAACCAUAGUGGAAAUUCCCAUAAUUACCAGAUGAAGAUCAUAAUAUUAUUAUUUUCAACAGAUCAUAAUAUUUAAAAUGAGAACAUAAUUUUAUCUACAUAUAGUUAACAUAUCAAUCACUAUCAAGUAUCAAAGUAGUUGCAAUCCCAAGUGGUGUCAUCCACUAAUACAGGGUUACCCUCUAUGAGUGACAAUAAGUGACUACAGCAUCCUUAUUAUUUUCUACUCUUUUGUGGCACACUAUAGCUUGACUUUUGUUAUAAAAUCUAAACAUGGAAAUAUUGAUUUAAUUUGUAGAUUAUAACAUUUUCUUUAAUCACAACUUCCACUAUCCAAAGAACUAUGACAGCAUGUUGCAAAACAAAGUGAAAGACUACUACAUGUGUGGUAGGUUAAUAUUUAAGGCUAAGUGAUCUAUGUCAUAAUAUGUGUUUAGAAUAAUUUAUGUACAACAUAAUAUAUGUUAAUCUGUAUUAACUGUAAUAUAUAACAAAAUAUUCAAUGUCAUAAAGUGAAGUUAAUAUAUUAUUUUCCUACAUUUCAAAUUUACGACAAUUAUUCAUUGAAAAUGUACUGGGUGUUAGAGAAAUUUUUAUUAAUAUUAAUAGGGAGAUCCCUUUGAAAAUUUGUAUGUUGUGAAUUAAAACAUAUAAUGUGUA